AUAAAUCAGUACAUAAAUGUUGUCCCCUGUUUUCACGAAUAAAAUAACUAGAAAACCACUUGCUGCAACUGUAAAGAGCACACAGUUCUCCAAACAGCCACUGGUUUAUCACCUUUAGCUUGUCCAAAAGGUCCGAUUCUCUCAACACACUUGAGUUCUUUUUUUCUUUUGCCUAUAAAUUCAGCCUUAGCUUCACACUCCUGGUAUCAACUUCAAAAUCAUCAAAUCAAAAGAUAGAUAAGCAAAAGCAGGAUUCUAUCUAUUUUAAAACGAAAUAGAAAAUAUAGAGGUUCGAUUAUAUUUAUUUAAGAAGAAAACCAUGAGUUCAAGCAGGAAAGCGUGGAUAGUAGCAGCGAGUGUUGGAGCAGUGGAAGUUUUAAAAGAUCAAGGUUUCUGCAGAUGGAAUUACCCUUUGAGGUCCUUCGCUCAACACGCAAAGAAUAACAUGAGAUCUUUCUCUCAAACUAAGAAGCUUUCUUCUUCUUCUUCUUCUUCUUCAUCGUCACUGAUUGCAAGUAGUGAGAAGCCAAAGCAAUCUGAAGAAUCUUUAAGGAAAGUUAUGUACUUGAGCUGUUGGGGUCCCAACUGAUCUUUCUUCCCAGAAACAUAGUUUUUAGAAACAGAAAGAAAUGUAGGGCUAUGAUUGUAAAUAGAAUUUUAUGGUAUUCGACCUCGAGAGACGCGUGUAUUUCGAAUUAUUUGUAUGAAAGUUGAUAAACUGAUGGUUAUUAAACCA
Molecule: messenger RNA, 736 nt
Organism: Nicotiana attenuata
Lineage: Eukaryota; Viridiplantae; Streptophyta; Magnoliopsida; Solanales; Solanaceae
Exons: 1
Coding region: 320-589 (89 amino acids)
Source: RefSeq, a predicted model, not a curated record